AUGACUCUUACGGUUGCCGUUGCUGGUGGAACUAAAGGUCUUGGCCUGACCAUUGCAGAAGCAUUGGUCGUCCAUGGCAAGCACAAUGUGGUCAUAUUCGGUCGAAAGAGAACCCCUGGUCUAGACGAGAAGCUACCGGCUCGUUUGGUUGUUGUUGAUUACGAAAACAUCCAAAACCUUACAGAGGCUCUCGAAUCCAACAAAGUGAGCGACGUGAUCUGUACCGUCAACGCACAUGGGAGCUCUCUAUCGGAAAGGAACCUCAUUCACGCGGCGGAGAACUCGUCUACGACGAAGCGAUUCAUCCCCAGCAUCUUUGCCGGCUUCGCAUAUCCAGUCAAGUAUCCCGAAGUCGCCAAAUCCAAAACGGAGGUGCUAGAGGAGCUGGCGAAAACAUCUCUAAUGCACACUGCUAUCUACAACGGCAUGUUUAUGGAUUUCUACGGGUCCCCUCUGCUCAAAUCUAACGUCGGCCCCUUUCCGAUGUUUGUUGAUAUCGCCAGCAAGAUGGCAGCCAAACCCGGAUCAGGAGAUGAAGCCAUUGUGCUUACCCGUGUUUUGGACAUUGCCAGAUUUGUUGUCCGCAUUCUGGAUCUUGCCGAAUGGCCCAAGGAGAGCUAUAUCAUAGGUGACCGGGUAACCCUCCAUGACUUUGUUAAUAUGGCCGAAGAGGCGAGAGGUACCAAGUUUCAAGUCACCUGUGACUCUAAGGAAGAGUUAGAGGCAGGAAAGAUCACGGAAUUGCCUUGCUACUCGGCCACCUUUGCGGCAGUGGGUAAAGAACUGACCAAGCAACUAUACGCUCAAAAUGGGUUAUGGAUCAUUGGAAAAGAGCUCGACCUCAGACCUGCCAGUACUCUCAAUGAAAUUUUCCCGGACAUUAAGCCUAUGAGCUUGCGGGAGUUCCUUGAGCUCUCCUGGAAGAUAUAGAACUGAAGUUGGAGC
This is a messenger RNA of Aspergillus welwitschiae, 945 nucleotides long. RefSeq lists its product as uncharacterized. Lineage: Eukaryota; Fungi; Ascomycota; Eurotiomycetes; Eurotiales; Aspergillaceae. The record is from RefSeq and is a predicted model, not a curated record. Bases 1 to 930 code for a protein of 309 amino acids. The transcript is spliced from 4 exons.